ACCAACACGGACAUGAGUCAAAACACCAGUUGAUAGCUUCAGCCCCUGAAAUAAUUUUUCAACUGUUGUAAACACAUGUUUUGCAGUGGUGAUGAAUAUGCCACUAAAUGUUUUGUUUGUUAUUGUAAAGAAAAAAUACUUUUGCAAAAUUGGGGCGAGUUAGCGAACUAGUCGGUGAGAGAGCCAUUCAUGACAGCAAGCUAACUGCUAGCAAGCAAGCUCUAGCUAGCUAACGUUAGCUAUCAGGGUAGCUAGUGCAAGAGUCAGAGGAUUAAUUCAAACGCUGUUGUCAAGAAAACGUGUAUCCUUUCAUAUCAUAGUAGUCAGCUAGCAAGCCAGCCAGUCAGCAAAAUGAGGAUACGUUCGUCUGUUUUUGCCUGUUUUUGUCUCAUACUGGAGGUAUUAGGCAUUGCCUUGUUUCUUAGGGGAUUUUUCCCAGUCCCUAUCAAAUCUUCUUUUUCAUCGAAGAGCAAGUUGUCAGAUGUUCCGCCUGAACCCUUUACCGGAAGAUCCCUCAACUCCUCCAAAGUCCCGGACGCCCUUUUCAAGAGAGUAGUGAUAGUGUUGAUCGAUGCUCUCAGGGAGGACUUUGUGUUUGGUCCAAAUGGGAGAAAAUAUAUGCCUUACAUCAGGCACUUGGUGGAGAGGGGCUCCACACACAGCUUUGUGGCCAAGGCAAGACCUCCUACAGUUACAAUGCCCAGAAUCAAGGCCCUGACCACAGGUAGUAUCCCAGGCUUCAUCGACGUGGUGAUGAACCUGAACUCCCCAGCGCUGCUGGAGGACAACCUUAUCUGGCAGGCCAAGGCAGCGGGCAAGCGGAUGGUAUUCUACGGGGACGACACCUGGGUGAAGCUCUUCCCCAAGCACUUCAUGGAGUACGAUGGCACGACCUCUUUCUUCGUGUCCGACUACACCGAGGUUGACAACAACGUGACGCGUCACCUGGACAGCACCCUGAAGAGAGACGACUGGGACAUUCUGAUCUUGCACUACCUGGGCCUGGACCACAUCGGCCACAUCAGUGGACCCCACAGCUCCCUCAUCCAGCCCAAACUAAUGGAGAUGGACGACAUCCUCAAGAAGAUUCAUGGCUCCCUCAUCUUAAAGGAGGCAGAGGGGGCGCUGCCCUACCUGCUGGUGCUGUGUGGGGACCACGGGAUGUCCGAGACGGGCAGCCAUGGGGGCUCGUCUGAGCAUGAGGUCAAUACACCCCUGGUGCUCAUCAGCCCCGCCUUCAAGAAGAAAGUUGGGAUGGAGAAACCAUCAACAGUAGAGCAGGUGGACCUGACCCCGACCCUGGCUCUUGGUCUGGGCCUGCCCAUCUCCCAGAACAGCGUGGGCCGACUCAUCCAGCCCGUGGUUGACGAGGCCUCGCUCAGGGACCAGCUGCGCUUUCUGCACCUCAACGGCCACCAGCUGAGCUACCUGCUGAAGGACAGCAUGCCAGCCUAUGAGAAAGAGGAGGGCUAUGAGCAGUUCCGUGUGGCAGAGAAGUCCCAUGGUAACUGGGUGAAGCUGGUGGUGGAGGGCAACACAUCAGAGGUGCUGACCAACAUGGGGAAGAAGGUGUUCAAGCAGUACCUGGAGGCCCUCAGGGCCAUGAGCGAAGCCCUCAGCAAGCAGCUGGGCAAAUAUGACAUAUAUUCCAUGGUGGUGGGCAUGGUCCUUGUCUUCCAGCUCCUUCUCCUCCUGCUGCUGGCCAUGCCCGAGGCACUGAGCAGUGCCUCAGAGGUGGAUCUCCCUGUGUCUUCUGCUCUGCUCUCGCUGCCCUUCUACCUGCUGUGCUUGCUCCUCUCCUCCGUGCACGUGCUGGUGUGCACCUCGGCCGAGAGCUCCUGUUACUUCUGCAGCCUCUCCUGGGGACUGGUGUUCGGGGCAGUGGCCCUCUCCUCAGCCCUGCUCUGCAUCCUGCUAUCCAUGGCAGCCAGGAGGGGAGCAAAGCCCCCUGGGAAGUCUCCAUCCCAUGGUGGUGUCAGUGGUGGGUGGUCUCUGUCGGAGCUGGACAUUCUUCUCCUGGCGGGCACGGCUGGCCACACCCUCAGCCUGUCGGCCAGCAGCUUCGUGGAGGAGGAGCACCAGGUCUGGUACUUCCUGCUUAACACCCUCUGCCUGGUCGUCUUCCAAGACGUCUGUCGCAAGUACUUCCGGGAGCGCCGUGCCAACUUUGGGAGUUUGGAGGACGACGACUACAUCCUCCCCUCCAAUGAGGGGGACGUGGUUGCCUCACCGUUAGCUGAUUUGGGGGUGACGGAUGCAGGUUCGGAGAAGUGGCUGGCCCUGGCUACCCCACCGCUCACCCUGGCGUGUUGUCGUCUGCUGCGCUCGCUCAACCAGACCGGGGUGCAGUGGGCUCACCUGCCUGACCUGGGACACUGGCUCAACAGCUUCGAACACAAGAUGGUGCUAUCCUUGUUCGCCGCCUUGUCAUUGGCUCUGAUCUACUUCCUGGUCCAGCGGAGAUGUUCCUGGGUGUCCAAGAUUGCCCUGGCCCUUGGCCUUCUGGGUGUAUACAGCUACCGGGCGGCGGUGGGCAACGUUGUGUUUCCGUGGCAACAUGGUGGUGGAAACAUGUCCAAGGGGACCGUGGAGGCACGCUUUGUGUAUGUCUUCGUCCUGGGCAUCCUCUUCACGGGCUCCAAGGACCUGUUGCGGUCCCAGGUCAUCACAGCCGAUGCCAGGCUGAAGAGCAGGGGUUUAUGGGAAAUCUACAGUGGUGUCGUUCUGUUGGUGGCCCUGUUGUUCCGAGCCCACAACCUGCCGGUGCUGUGCUGCUGUUUGCUGGUCCAGACUUUGAUGGCCCAGUUCAUCUGGAAGAAGCUCCACUACGACGCUGCACAGACCACCAUCAUGCACUACUGGUUUGGACAGGCCUUCUUCUACUUCCAGGGGAACUCCAACAGCAUUGCCACGGUUGAUAUCUCGGUGGGCUUCGUGGGACUGGAGAGCUACGUAGAGGCCCCGGCUUUCUUCCUCACCGCCCUCAGCACGUAUGCCGGGCCCCUGCUCUGGGCUGCCCACCUGGUUUGCUACCUCAGCUCAGAGAAGAGGAGCUCAGUGGCGGUCGGCCAUGGAUGCUACUGCUUGGCCCUUUUGCGGUCCGUGCCGGCGGCAGCCUACGUGGUGUUGGUCACGGCCCUGCGCUACCACCUCUUCAUUUGGAGCGUCUUCUCACCCAAGCUGCUGUAUGAGUCCAUGCACACACUGCUCACCGUUGCAAUUUGCCUCUUCUUCACCACCAUGGAGCAGAGCCGCAGGCCCUAGGGAGCCCACGGCUCAGAGGGCUCUCAACUUUCAGGAAGGGGUUAAGGAGAAGGGCAAAGACUCAUGGGUAAUGGUGGUCCUGAUACUGUCCUAGUUGACUUCUGGAUGCCCCACUCCUACACUCUGAAGGAGAAGGUGGGAAUGUACUGUCCACUGCACUGGACUUCUAGGACUGCAGCAUUCACUUGGGUGGCAGGUAGCCUAAUGUUUAAGAGCGUUGGGCCAGUAACCGAAAGGUUGCUGGUUUGAAUCCCUGAGCAGACUAGGUGAAAGAUCUGUCAGCAAGGCACUUAACCCUAAUUGCUCCUGUAAGUGGCUCUGGAUAAGAGUGUCUGCUAAAUUAAUACAAAAAUGUUCAAAUUCACCUUUUGGUACGCAAUAUCUUUUCUCAGAUGGAACUUUGUCUCUUGUAUGGACUAAAGCACAACUUUUUUAGUAAGAUUUAGAUAUUUUAAGGUGGUGGGUUCUACUGAAGUCUGUUCAGGUAUUUAUUGAGCAGGGCUGAAAAUGGGUAAAGGAGUCAAUUCUAUAAAUUAUUUCAUUUGAAUGUGUCAAAGCACAAUCUCUUGAAAUUGGAUUUGUAUUCCUUCCUUUUGUUGUGUUAUUGUUUGUUUUGUUUAUGUAGAGUAGUAAGUUUUUCUAUUGACCCCCGGCUCUGUAGUGCUCUAUCCCAGUAGAGUAGUAAGUUUUUCUAUUGACCCCCGGCUCUGUAGUGCUCUAUCCCAGUAGAGUAGUAAGUUUUUCUAUUGACCCCCGGCUCUGUAGUGCUCUAUCCCAGUAGAGUAGUAAGUUUUUCUAUUGACCCCCGGCUCUGUAGUGCUCUAUCCCAGUAGAGUAGUAAGUUCUUCUAUUGACCCCCGGCUCUGUAGUGCUCUAUCCCAGUAGAGUAGUACGUUUUUCUAUUGACCCCCGGCUCUGUAGUGCUCUAUCCCAGUAGAGUAGUAAGUUCUUCUAUUGACCACCGGCUCUGUAGUGCUCUAUCCCAGUAGAGUAGUAAGUUCUUCUAUUGACCACCGGCUCUGUGGUGCUCUAUCCCAGUAGAGUAGUAAGUUUUUCUAUUGACCACCGGCUCUGUAGUGCUCUAUCCCAGUAGAGUAGUAAGUUCUUCUAUUGACCACCGGCUCUGUGGUGCUCUAUCCCAGUAGAGUAGUAAGUUCUUCUAUUGACCACCGGCUCUGUAGUGCUCUAUCCCAGUAGAGUAGUACGUUUUUCUAUUGACCCCCGGCUCUGUAGUGCUCUAUCCCAGUAGAGUAGUAAGUUCUUCUAUUGACCACCGGCUCUGUAGUGCUCUAUCCCAGUAGAGUAGUAAGUUUUUCUAUUGACCACCGGCUCUGUAGUGCUCUAUCCCAGUAGAGUAGUAAGUUCUUCUAUUGACCACCGGCUCUGUAGUGCUCUAUCCCAGUAGAGUAGUAAGUUCUUCUAUUGACCACCGGCUCUGUAGUGCUCUAUCCCAGUUGCAUUAUAUUUAUAAUAGUCCUCCAUACACUUAUAUCAAUUAUAUAGGUUAUAUAAAUGAUAUACUGUAGAUGUGUUCCAAGCUGAUAGCAAGCCAUACUUCCCUCCCACUUCCUGCCAUAGGAUACACAGGUUGUAAGCUGUUUAUUUUAAUUAAACAUUUUUAUUUAAACUUUAUUCAACUAUUUCAUACCCUAAAUUAAUAUGCAUUCUUUUAGUUGUGUGUGUGUGUGUGUGUGUGGAUAUAUAUAGAUAUAUAUAUAUAUGUGUGUGUAUGUAUAGAUAUAUAUGUGUGUGUAUAGAUAUAUAUAUAUAUAUAUAUAUAUAUAUAUAUAUAUAUAUGCAGUAAAAAUAGUUUUAAAAAAUCCCUGUCUUAGGUCAGUUAGGAUCACCACUUUAUUUUAAGAAUGUGAAAUGUCAGAAUAAUAGUAGAGAGAAUGAUUUAUUUCAGCUUUUAUUUCUUUCAUCACAUUCCCAGUGGGUCAGAAGUUUACAUACACACUCAUAGUAUUUGGUAGCAUUGCCUUUACAUUUUUUAACUUGAGUCAAACUUUUCGUGUAACUUUCCACAAGCUUCUCACAAUAAAUUGGGUGAAUUUUGGCCCAUUCCUCCUGACAGAGCUGGUGUAACUGAGUCCGGUUUGUAGGCCUCCUUGCUCGCACAUGCUUUUUCAGUUCUGCCCACAACUUUUCUAUAGGAUUGAGGUCAGGGCUUUGUGAUGGCCACUCCAAUACCUUGACUUUGUUGUCCUUAAGCCGUUUUGCCACAACUUUGUAAGUAUGCUUGGUGUCAUUGGCAUUUGGAAAACCCAUUUGUGACCAAGCUUUAUCUUCCUGAUUGAUGUCUAGAGAUGUUGUUUCAAUAUAUCCACAUAAUUUCCCUUCCUCAUGAUGCCAUCUAUUUUGUGAAGUACACCAGUCCCUCCUGCAGCAUAGCACCCCCACAACAUGAUGCUGCCCCCCCCCCCCAUAAAACUUCUGACCCCCUGGAAUUGUGAUACAGUGAAAUAAUCUGUCUGUAAACAAUUGUUGGAAAAAUUACUUGGCAUGCACGAAGUAGAUGUCCUCACCGACUUGCUAAAAUUGUAAUUUGUUAACAAGAAAUUUGUGGAGUGGUUGAAAAACACAUUUUAAUGACUCCAACCUAAGUGUAUGUAAACAGUCAUUAAACUUGUUGUAGACCACUACGAGUCAUUAACUGACCUAAAACAGGGAAUCUUUACUAGGAUUAAAUGUCAGGAAUUGUUCAAAACUGAGUUUAAAUGUAUUUGGCUAAGGUGUAUGUAAACUUCCGACUUCAACUGUAUGUUUAUGUUAAAUGUUUUACUCUGGGAAUAUAUAGAAAUGCAGUGAAAGCUUUGUGAAUACAGUGGAUCAUUACUAGUAUACAGAUGACAAUUGAUUCACUUGGUGAAUGUUGUUAAUCUAAAGAUAAUUUGGAUUCACCUGCUGUGUGGGGACAAAGCUUAAUUCUUGGGUUACAUUUUCCAUCUAUAAGCGGUUAUUUUUUAUAAAUACAUUUUUGUUUGAAGCCAUAUUUCACUUCUAUUUCUGUAUUGCUCAUUUGAUUUCUAAUCUAAAAAUGUGCUCCAAUCCACAAUUUGAUGUCUUCCUACUUCUGCCAGACCUGUGAAACCUAAUCAUUGGCAAUUGGGAGCCCUUGCCCUAACACGCUAAUCAAAUUAGAUUACAAAAUGAACUAAUAAAUUGCUGACUUAAA
Oncorhynchus kisutch (coho salmon) is the source of this 6439-nucleotide messenger RNA. Its product is annotated as GPI ethanolamine phosphate transferase 2-like. Gene Ontology annotation, cellular component: endoplasmic reticulum membrane. The transcript is spliced from 14 exons. The coding region runs from base 352 to 3264 and encodes 970 amino acids. The record is from RefSeq and is a predicted model, not a curated record. Lineage: Eukaryota; Metazoa; Chordata; Actinopteri; Salmoniformes; Salmonidae. Gene Ontology annotation, biological process: GPI anchor biosynthetic process.